This is a messenger RNA of Maniola jurtina (meadow brown), 2204 nucleotides long. RefSeq names its product T-cell acute lymphocytic leukemia protein 1 homolog (gene Fer2). Gene Ontology annotation, molecular function: protein dimerization activity; RNA polymerase II transcription regulatory region sequence-specific DNA binding; DNA-binding transcription factor activity, RNA polymerase II-specific. NCBI's taxonomy places the organism in Eukaryota, Metazoa, Arthropoda, Insecta, Lepidoptera, Nymphalidae. The transcript has 6 exons. Bases 34 to 699 code for a protein of 221 amino acids. The record is from RefSeq and is a predicted model, not a curated record. Gene Ontology annotation, biological process: regulation of transcription by RNA polymerase II; developmental process.
AGUGAUAAGUGCUAGUACUAUUUUGAAAACAAUAUGUCAGGAACUAGGACUCAGGUUGCGGACUCGUCAACCUCACCACCUUUGAGUGAAAACCGUCGAUUGGACUAUUCGGGUUUGAAAUUCGCAUAUGCCGACGGGUCAGAUGAUGAGGGCCCGGCUAUGACCCCGGAUCUGCCAUCAUGCGUGUAUGCGGCGGCUCGUACUAGACUCCAGCUGCCUCUUGCAGCAUAUGUUCACCAGCACUCCAGGCAAUUGCAUGCAGAUGCUAUUUUGGAGUCUUCCGUGGAGCCUGACUACCAGUGCGGUGGUUCGCCGUACCGCGUACAACGGGCGGCUGCCAACGUUCGCGAGCGGCGACGGAUGCUGAGCAGUAUAAACUCGGCGUUCGACGAAUUGCGUGUGCAUGUGCCGACUUUCCCCUAUGAGAAACGGCUAAGCAAGAUCGAUACUUUACGGCUCGCGAUCGCAUACAUUGCGCUUCUAAGAGAGGUGUUGGAUGCUGAUUAUGAUCCCCUUACAUACGUUGAGAAGUGUCUUCGGGGUGAAAUCAAGGCCGAUAGAGCUCAUUGGAACACAAGUGAUUUGACAGCCCGACUUUCUUGGAUCAACUGGGAAAAUCUUGGCGUGAACCCGCAGAGAAGGAGCGUCCUAGCAUCACUCGCACUCAGUUCCGACAAUCUACAGUAUCCUCAUAAUUAACAGUAUUGUAACUAUGGACUAGUAAUUCCACUUUGCGCUCAUCAUCGUUUCAGUAGGUUUAACGGCUAUCGAUACGCAUUGCUGUUAGUACAAAAUUAUUGUUAGGCUAAGGACAAAGAUGUAGCGGAAAAACGCGUGCGGAAUUUCGCUCGAAUGUGUCUUGUGGAAAUGUUAGAACAGCUUCAUAACUGCGCGGACAAAACGCGGAGAACUUAUGCGCGCGGAAUUCCACUCGCGAUUUCCCCCCUGAUUAUAUUCCCUGGUUUUAGGUAUGUGAAUAGGUAGUAGGUACCUAGUAUGCCCGCAAUUUCAGCAGCUUUGUUAAAUAUUCGUUUUAAAUACGAAUGUACUAUUUACAUUAGAGUAACAAUAACGUAGCUCAACUAGGAAACAUCCAAUUAUGUACAUCAAUAGGAAUAGUACAAAUUUCACAGUAUUUAGAUAAAAUAGCUAUAGGUAAUUCGCCUUAAAGCACUGCCUGUAUCAAAUAGGACAUUAUAUAUACAAUUAACAUACCUGAAUUAUAUAUAACUAUCCGAUAUAGAAGAUAAUAGAUAUAAGUAUAGUGACUUAAAUAAUAUGUUCUUCCAAAUAUUGGGCCAAUGUAAUCACUAAUUAGCUAGACCGUACAUUUACAUAGUAUAAUAAUAAUAUAUUAUAGUGAUCUCAUAACAAAGAAAUAGUACCUACUAGGUACCGUUGAUGACGGAGGAAUCUACAGAUACUUACUGUACGUACUUACUAUGAUCGAUUUUAGGAAAGUAAUGUUUAAUUAAUACGAAAUCUGAGAAAGUUUUAUGAAGGGACAGAAAAUAGUCAAGAUGAAGUAGCUAUACGAUUAUAAUAUAGCAAGUUUAUUUAUUACUACAUACAUAGAUGAAGCCUGCGAUUUUUGAGUUUUUAAAAAUCCGUGAGAACUCUAUGAUAUCCCGGGAUAUAAAGCACCCUAUAUCCGUCUCCGGAAUGCAAGCUAUCUCUGUAAUAAAUAGAUGAAGUCACGACUUAUUUGAUUUGAAUUUAGGACUGUAGAUUUUUUUAACCCAGGAGGAUGUUAGUUUUACCAGAAAGAUAUUAUAUCAUUAAAUUAAGUUAAAUUAUUAGAUUUAAUUUAUUUAAUCUAGUCAGAAAGUGCAAUAUAGUUUUAAGUUUAGGCUUCUUAUAAUUGAGAUUUGAGACUAAAAUUAUGGGCAUCCUUUUAAAUUUUAAUGCGAUCACCGGGGCCCUAGCACCAAAGUUCUUCAUUGUACGCGUGUGACUUUACUUGACUGAAAUGCUUUGCAAUAAAAUAAUAAUCAAACUUAUAACACCCCUCUUUUUGGGUCAGGGGUUAAAAAGAGAUCGUUGUAGCAAGAACACCACAAGUUCACCAAUAGCAAUCAUAACUUUGGUGCUAGGCCGUCAACUGUUUUUUAGACAUAACUAAUUUGGCUGAGUCAAUAUUAUCAAGUUACUGAAAAGUAAAACAAUUUCGGCGAAAAAUCGCAAUAUCAUAUGUGAUUAUACGU